Synchiropus splendidus (mandarinfish) is the source of this 1411-nucleotide messenger RNA. RefSeq names its product snurportin 1 (gene snupn). The transcript has 9 exons. Lineage: Eukaryota; Metazoa; Chordata; Actinopteri; Syngnathiformes; Callionymidae. The coding region runs from base 114 to 1226 and encodes 370 amino acids. Gene Ontology annotation, biological process: snRNA import into nucleus; protein import into nucleus. Gene Ontology annotation, molecular function: nuclear import signal receptor activity; protein binding. The record is from RefSeq and is a predicted model, not a curated record. Gene Ontology annotation, cellular component: cytoplasm; nucleus.
CCUUCACCAUCUCGGCUCCGCCCAGUGCCGCGGCCGCCUGGUCUAGCAAGCUUUCGCCUGUCGUCCGGGCGGUCGUUUUGUCCCGCGUCCUGCCUACAUGUCCGAGAGUCCCCAUGGAUGACCUGACCCAAGCCCUGUCAGCCAGCUUUGCUGUAUCCCAGGAACCCAACAGUACUGCGGCUCCACAUCCUCGAUUAGCACAGUACAAGAGCAAAUGCAGUGCACUGGAGCAGAGUGAGCGACGGCGGCGCUUCCUGGCCCUGCAGAAGAGCAAAAGGUUAAACUAUGUCAACCAUGCUCGGUGCCUGGCUGAUGGGGAUUGGACUGGGGCAGAUAGUGAUGGGGAGCAGGACAUGGAAGAGCAAGGGAAAGAACAUGGGGCCACAGAGGGGAUGGAGAUGGAAGUGGAGAGGAGGAAGCUGCCCAAACUUUAUGCUGACCAGCUGAUGCUUUCCGAAUGGCUGGUGGACGUCCCCCCAGAGCUGGACACUGAUUGGUUGAUGGUGGUUUGUCCAAUCGGAAAAAGGUCCCUCAUUGUUGCCUCCAAGGGUUCAACUGCAGCAUAUACAAAAAGUGGCUACUGUGUGAACCGCUUCCCCUCACUGCUACCUGGCGGGAACAGACACAACUCAACAAAGGGAAAAGACUACACCAUCCUGGACUGCAUUUACAGUGAAGUGGACAGAACCUACUACAUCCUCGAUGUCAUGUGCUGGAGCGGCCACCCAGUCUAUGACUGCUCGACUGAGUUCCGUUUCUUUUGGCUGCAAUCUAAAGUGCAAGAGGCAGAGGACUUGUCGAAGAUCUCAAAACGAAACCCUUUCCGCUUUGUGAGCCUUCAGAGUAAGGACUGCUCCAGUGAAUCCAUUCAGAAAGCACUGUCCGUGGACUACACCUUCAACGUGGACGGACUUCUUUUCUACCACCGGGAGACCCACUAUACCCCAGGCAGCACCCCACUUGUGGGCUGGCUCCGCCCAUACAUGGUCACUGACAUCCUGGGUGUUGAAGUCCCAGUUGGACCACUGACUGCCAAGCCUGAGUAUGCCCAGCAACAGAUCCAGCAGAUCUUGGAGCACAAGAAACCUUCCAGUGGAGUCAGGCCAGCCUACAGAAGCGGAAGUUAUGAGUUAGAGUCUCUGUCCACGCCGUGUGCCAACGAUGGCAACGACUCGCUGAACUGCUUAAACCAAAAGUCAAUCAAGGAAUCAAGCAUGGAAAGUUGACGCAGUCACUUUUUCCAUACUCUACCAAGGGGACAGUGUUGGUUGUGAGCAUCCCGGUCUUUCAUCAUGACACCACCACCUGCAGUCUCCACCCCUCAUACCAAGAUGUACUCAUAAGAUCAGGUCAUCAGUGUCAUCUUCUAUUGUUUUUAAGUUUCUUAAUAAAUGGUUUUUCUAUGCUUUCA